Aspergillus japonicus CBS 114.51 is the source of this 707-nucleotide messenger RNA. RefSeq lists its product as uncharacterized. Lineage: Eukaryota; Fungi; Ascomycota; Eurotiomycetes; Eurotiales; Aspergillaceae. The coding region runs from base 350 to 631 and encodes 93 amino acids. The record is from RefSeq and is a predicted model, not a curated record. The transcript has a single exon.
CUCAACCAUGGUAUGACCCACCCUUACGGAGUACUUCGACGGCUUUGCGUUUCCAUGGCAUUAGACUAACUGAAAAUGAAUACUCAAAUCACUUCUGCACUAUCUCUCCAUUGCUCUCCCAAUCAUACCAAAACAAGGGACCAGUCCUGGACCCAACACCACAAAUCCCAAGCAUGAUGCAGACGACAUUACUCAAAUCGCCCCGUGGCCGGAAUUCGGCUACCCAGUUAUCAUUCAAUGAUACGGAGAACUAUUGAAUUCCACACGGAUUCGUCCUGGCCCAGUUACCUCACCCCCUACCCCACUGAGAGAUGAACACACAUUUCAUCUUCGUUUCUCGGAUCUCGUUAUGAGCCGGUUGAGACGCGGCCUUCGAGCUGGAUUUGACCAACUCGCGCCGAAGCUCCAAAUACGGCAGCUUUCUGUCAUAACAAUUGACGGGGGAGGAUCUGCACGGAUCAUCAAUCAGUUCCGGCCGGACGCAGCGUUUAUUGUCGUUGGUGCAAGUCUCACCACAGGCGCCAAUCGAGCGCCUGGGGACUGGAAGGUCUCCUGGAAGUGGAGAUCUUCAAUGGUUUCUCACAAGACCUGCCGGAUCAGCGAGAAUAUAGGCAGGUUUUGGCUCAAGUGAAUUUCUAUAUGGAACAGCACAACACCCGGCGCGGGUUUCUCCUCUCGGACGACGAGCUUGUCGCAAUGAAUAGACU